Molecule: messenger RNA, 2357 nt
Organism: Vitis riparia (riverbank grape)
Lineage: Eukaryota; Viridiplantae; Streptophyta; Magnoliopsida; Vitales; Vitaceae
Exons: 2
Coding region: 111-1994 (627 amino acids)
Source: RefSeq, a predicted model, not a curated record
AAUGUCUCAGGAGCGAAAGCUUGGAUCGGUGGUUCCAGCUUUCACAAAGCCCGAAAGCAACCAAGAAAGAUAAAAAAAGGGAAAGCUUUCUCCGAUAUUGACGCCAAACAAUGCCGGAGAAAGUGUUCUGCCCAGCGGUGUCAUCUUAUCCAUGGACUCCUCGGUCAAACCUUUUCCUGCAUUGGCGGUUUGGUGCAUUGACGACGGUGGUUUUUCUGGCAAUGGUGGCUGUUUGGACUAUUGAUGGGUGUAAUGUAAAGAGUUUUGUUGAAGCAUGGAGAUUCCGGCGAGAGUAUCUGACACACGCCCACCUGAAUCUGACCCAUAACGACGAAAAUGUCACUGUUACUCUCUCUUACAUACCCGUUGGGAAUCACUCGCUGGAUCAUCCAAGCGACCUUGAUUUUCAGCCUCCCUUUCCUGCUAAUCUUACCCACACUGAACCGGAACCAAAACCGGAACCGGUACAGGAACCGGAACCGGUACAGGAAUCGGAACCGGUACAGGAACCGGAACCAGCCUUUGUCCUCGGUUCAUCUGAAUCGUAUCAGAAUCUGACCCAGCCCAGUUGGAUUUCCGUUGAGUUGGAACCGAAUUUGACGUCGAAUCUCCUUGCCCGGUGGCUAGCUCCAGGAGGUGAGCCGUGUAGAGAUAUACGUAGCGUGGAGAUUGCUAUUCCCGGUUUGGAUGGUCGACAAUCGAUUGAGCUAUCCGCCGCAGAAGUCCACGAGUUUGUUUUUCAUGCAUUGGAUGAUGCCGGAAAACCCCUUUGUUUGGGUGGCGAUUACUUUGAAACUGAUCUUUCUGGGGAGAUAUGGAAGUCUCGGCCGGUGGUUAAGGAUUUCGGCAAUGGUUCAUACUCUUUGUCGCUUCAAGUACAUCCUGAUUUUGCCGGAAAUUACAAUCUCAGCAUAACCCUCCUUUUCCGGCAUUUCGAGGGUCUCAAAUUGUCACCGGGGCGAUUCGCCUACGACAGAGAGCUUCGUAGGAUUCCGAUCAAGUUCUACAACACCACAGCUCAGUUGCCGGAACUGCAAACAUGUCGAAAAUCGGACUUCACUCGAGAAGUCUGGUCCGGAAGAUGGACGCGGCACGGUAGGAACGAUGAUUGCCAGAUCAGCAACGAUGGCCGUUACCGGUGUCUACCGUGGAACUUCCCGUGCCGGAAUCCUUGGUGCGACGGCUCAUUGGGAAUGUUGGAGAGCAAUGGGUGGGUCUACUCAGCACAUUGUUCAUUCAGAUUGUUCUCGGCUCAUUCCGCUUGGAACUGCUUGAAGAAUCGAUGGAUUUUCUUCUGGGGCGAUUCGAAUCACGUCGACACUAUCCGAAACAUAUUGAACUUCAUCCUCAAUCUGCCUACUGAAUCGGUUCCGAGACGUUUCGACAUGAAUUUCACGAAUCCGAAAAACCCCUCCGAGACCGUUCGCAUUACCAGCAUUUUCAAUGGGCACUGGAACGAAACCCUGAACUACCAGGGCUUGAACUCUCUCAAAAACGACGCCUUUCGAGACCUGUUGAAGAGAUAUUUCAACGAGAGUACGGUGCCUGACACUAUCAUCAUGAACUCAGGCCUACACGACGGCAUUUAUUGGCAUAAUCUUAGGGGUUUCACUGUUGGUGCGAGAGAUGCGGCGUCCUUCUGGGCCGAAAUCUUGGAGUCGAUCAGACUUAGGGGGCUGGUGCCGCCCAAGGUCAUAUACCGAACCACCGUAGCGACCGGGGGUUACGCGCGGACGAUGGCCUUCAAUCCCAGCAAGAUGGAGGCGUUCAACGGGGUUGUUUUGGAUAACUUGAAGACCGCCGGCCUACUCUCCGGCGUCAUCGACGAUUUCGACAUGACAUUCCCCUGGCACUUCGACAAUCGGUGCAACGACGGCGUACAUUACGGCCGGAAGCCGGCGAAGAUGAAGUGGAGGGACGGCCAGAUCGGCCACCAGUACUUCGUCGACAUAAUGCUGGCGCACGUGCUGCUGAACGCGCUCUGCGCAAGCUAGCACGAAAAGGGACGCUGAUGCUAAGACGCGCCAGGGCGACACUUUCUCCAUCAGUUAUGUUCACUCAAAUCAGGAAGACUUCCCACAUGCAGCAUUGGGCCGCGCCCCCGAUCUAAUGCGACAACAUAGUUGCGGUGGCCUUUGGCCUCCCCGCUUUACACCCCACACUUCACUUAUUUUGACAUUUGUUGAUUUUUUAUUUGUGAUUAUUGAUAUAAUUUUUGUCAAGCUUAUGUCCAUGACUUCUCCUUAGACCAUAUAUCUAUAUACAUAUAUUUGUAGAUAAUUUUUUCCUAUAGUAAGGUGUAUUUGUAUUUCCUGAAUUAUAAACGCUACCAAAUGAUAAUUAGAAUUGAAAAGCCA